Messenger RNA from Acanthosepion pharaonis, 729 nucleotides. The record is from the annotation of a GenBank genome assembly. NCBI's taxonomy places the organism in Eukaryota, Metazoa, Mollusca, Cephalopoda, Sepiida, Sepiidae.
AUGCUUUCUUUUUUUCAAUUUUCUACUUUUUUUCCAAAACAAAUAUCUCCAUUUAUUUUAUUCCAUUUAAUAAUCUAUCUCUGUAUAUUUUUCUGUUUCCAUCUCUUUCUUUUCCAAAGCAACUAUUUCUUUCUAUUUUUCCAAGCAAUUAUUUCUUUCUAUUUUUCCAGUGAAAUUUGUGUUCUUAAACCUUGUUUCUAUUUUUCUCUCUUUUCCAGAGCAAUUAUUUCUUUCUAUUUUUCCAGUGAAAUUUGUGUUCUUAAACCUUGUUUCUAUUUUUCUCUCUUUUCCAGAGCAAUUAUUUCUUUCUAUUUUUCCAGUGAAAUUUGUGUUCCUAAACCUUGUUUCUAUUUUUCUCUCUUUUCCAGAGCAAUUAUUUCUUUCUAUUUUUCCAGUGAAAUUUGUGUUCUUAAACCUUGUUUCUAUUUUUCUCUCUUUUCCAGACUUGUUAUCUUUUUCUUGUCUCCUCUCAAGUAUAUAAGAAGAGCAGAAAAAGUAAAUGAAUUAACUUUACUUUUUCAUGCCUUAUUCCUUUUUUCUAUUUUUAUUCUUCUUUUUCUCUCCUUUUCUCUUCUUCCUCCUCUCUUUUUCCUACACUGUUUUUACUUCUUUUCUUCUGUAGUUUCUUAUUUUCUUUUUCUCCUCUUUUCUUAUUGUCUUCCUCUCAUUUUCGUUCUCUACCACACCCUUAUUUUCUACUGUCUCUUUCUUCAUUCUUUUUUCCCCUAA